GUGAGAAUUAAUUAAUAAUAGCUACCUCAUUUUUUCCUUAUCUCCCUUAAGCAUUUUACUGUUGAUUGAAAUGCUUCCAUCACGAUUAUAGUAAAAGAAAAGAGAAUAUUCUCAGUGUUUGUGAAGUUAUUGACGUGGAUUUGAAGAUUUGAUAAAAAAAAAAGUAAUUUACAAAGAAGUUCUACAUUUUAUUGAAGUGAGAAAAUUCACAUAAGAGCACUUAAGGAUUAACGAAAUUAUUACUAGUUUACAUAAGAAAAUUGCCAAGGAAGAAGCCAUGAAGCGUCUCUCGGCAGCCAUACGCCUUUGUUGGCUAGCCGCUGUAAUUUCACAAAUUUAUGCGGAGGAACUAUUUUCCUGUCCUCACGGCUGGGAAUAUCAAGGAUUAAAUUGUUACAAGUAUUUUAAUAUUAAACAUUCAUGGGAGAAAGCAGCUGAAAUUUGUCGAAGAUAUGGUGCUGAACUAGUUGCCAUUGAUUCGUAUGCAGAAAACAAUGUGACAUUGAAUGUAGCGUCAAUAGCAGAGGCAAGUCGACGAACAUCGGAUAAAUAUUGGCUUGGUUUAGCCUCAUUAGACGAUUUGAGAACAAAUACAUUAGAGUCAGCAUCGGGUACUUUGGUAUCACAAUAUUCUGGAUUUUGGUCAUUAAAUCAGCCAGAUCCAACGGCUGGAGAAUGUGUUGCAGUAUCCAGCAGUAGUGCCAUUCAAUCAUGGGAACUUGGAACUUGUGAAAGUUUAUUGCCAUUUAUGUGCAAAUCAUCAGCAUGUCCAUCAAAUUCAAUACAUUGUUCAAAUGGAAAAUGUGUUAACCAAAAAUUCAAAUGCGACGGAUCCGAUGAUUGUGGAGACGGAAGUGAUGAACUCGAUUGUCCACAAACAUGUCAAUUCCAUAUGCAGUCCGGUGGUGAUGUUAUUGAAUCACCAAAUUUCCCACACAAAUAUGGUGCUUUGUCAAAAUGCAAAUGGACACUUGAAGGUCCACAAGGAAGUAACAUAAUCCUUCAAUUCCAAGAAUUUGAUACUGAGAAAACUUUUGAUACCGUUCAAAUUCUCGUCGGUGGACGUACAGAAGAGAAAUCGGUCUCAUUAGCAACGAUUUCUGGCAAGCAACCUGAUCUUUCAAACAAGCCAUUCGUAACAGCAUCAAAUUUCAUGAUUGUCAAAUUCACAUCUGAUGGAAGUGUAGAAAGAAAAGGUUUCCGUGCAACGUGGAAGACUGAACCACAAAAUUGUGGUGGAACUUUGAGAGCAACAGCACAAGGACAAAUUUUAACAAGUCCUGGUUAUCCAAAGAAUUAUGCAGGUGGAUUAGAAUGUCUUUAUAUCAUCGAAGCUCAACCUGGAAAGAUUAUUUCAUUAGAAAUGCAAGAUAUCGAAGUAAAUUAUGAACGAGAUUACUUGUUGGUACGAGAUGGAAGUUCACCAAUGAGUAAACCAAUUGCAAAAUUAACUGGAAAUACUAAAGAUAAUGUUCGUGUAGUUAUGUCGACCGGUAAUAAGCUGUAUAUUUACUUCAAAUCAAGUCUUGGAGAUUCUAAGAAGGGAUUUAGCAUUAGAUAUACGCAAGGCUGCAAAGCAACAAUUAAUGCAAGAAAUGGAACUGUUAGUUCACCAGCAUUUGGACUUGAUGACUAUCCAAAUAAUCAAGAAUGUAUGUUCAAGAUUCAGAACCCUGCUGGCGGUCCAUUAUCUUUGAGAUUUGAUGAUUUUAAAAUUCACUCAAGUGACUUUGUCCAAAUUUAUGAUGGCUCAACAACAAACGGUUUAAGACUUCAUUCUGGUAAUGGAUUUAGUGGCAUGCAAGUACCAAAAUUAACGUUGACAGCUUCAUCCGGUGAAAUGCUUAUAAAGUUUACAUCAGACGCAUUACACAGCAAUCGUGGAUGGUCAGCAACAUUUUCUGCAGACUGCCCAGAUCUCAGGCCAGGAAGUGGCGCAUUAGCAUCAAAUAGAGAUACAGCUUUCGGUACAAAUGUUCAAUUUACAUGCCCCAUUGGACAAGAAUUCGCUACUGGCAAAAGUAAAAUUUCUACCGUUUGUCAAAAAGGCGGAGUGUGGAGCUUAGAUUAUAUUCCAAAAUGUCAAGUGGUUUAUUGUGGACCAGUUCCACAGAUUGAUAACGGAUUUUCGAUUGGAUCAACGAAUGUAACAUUCCGCGGUGUAGCUAUGUAUCAAUGUUAUGCUGGCUUUGCUUUCCCAACUGGAAAUGCUAUCGAAAAAAUCUCAUGCUUAGCUGAUGGCAAAUGGGAGAGAACGCCUUCAUGUUUAGCCUCGCAAUGUCCACCAUUGCCUGAAGUGCCUCAUGCUAAUGCAACUUUAUUAAAUGGCGGUGGACGAAGUUAUGGAACAAUUGUAAGAUUCGAAUGCGAGCCAGGUUAUGAAAGACACGGAGUUCCAGUAUUAAUUUGUAUGUCAAAUGGCACAUGGAGUAGCGAUAUUCCAACAUGCACAAGAAAACGAUGCUAUACAUUCCCAGAAGUAAAGAAUGGAUUUGUUGUUGAUACAGCACGUGAAUAUUUCUAUGGCGAUGAGCUUAGAGUUCAAUGUUACAAGGGAUUUAAAUUGAAUGGAACUAAUAUCAUUAAAUGCGAUGGUGAUCAAUCUUUCCAUAACCCACCCACAUGUGACGAUAUUAAUGAGUGUCUUACUACACAAUGUGAUCUAGCAUCUACGGAAUGCAUUAACACACCCGGCUCAUUUUAUUGUCAAUGCAAAAAAGGCUUUUCCUCAACGAAUGAAUGUAGGCCAGUUAACGACUUAGGUUUAUCUACAAAUGGUAUUGCAGAUGACAGUAUCAUAGUUUCAUCAACAGAAGAAGGUUACAACAAGAAUAUGAUUCGUAUGAAUUCAGGUGGAUGGUGUGGAGCAUCUCAGGAACCUGGUCAAAAUUGGGUUUUGAUUGACUUUAAAGCAUCAACAUUGAUUAAGGGCUUCCGAACAAUGCAAGUACAGAGAUCUGAUGGAACAACCGCUUUUACAUCCGCCAUUCGUUUACAAUACUCUGACGACUUAACAGAUGUUUUUAAAGACUAUGCUAAUCCCGAUGGAACAGCCGUUGAGUUUAGAAUUUUGGAGCCAACACUUUCAAUUCUUAAUCUCCCGUUACCAAUUGAAGCUCGUUAUCUUCGUUUUAAAAUCCAAGAUUAUUCCAAUUAUCCAUGCUUAAAAUUGGAAGUUAUGGGCUGUUCUCGAUUAGAAUGUGUAGAUAAUAAUGAAUGUGCAAAGGAGAACGGAGGUUGCGAUCAAAAAUGUGUCAAUUCACCGGGUAGCUAUUCAUGUUCAUGUACAACAGGCUAUCAAUUAUAUACACAGAAUGGAACUGCUGGUUUCUUUGUUGAAAAGACAGAAACAGGCUCAAAAGACGGUGACACAUAUCAAGUGAACAAAACUUGUGUACCGGUGCAAUGUCCAAAUUUGGACGCACCCGAAAAUGGACAAUUGCUAACUAGUAAGCUUCAACACAAUUUUGGCGAUUUAGUACGUUUCAGUUGCAAUUUUGGAUACAUAAUGUCGGGAAGUUCGUCAUUGGUUUGUAUGUCAAACGGAAAAUGGAAUGCAACUGUGCCUGAGUGCAUGUACGCAAAGUGUGUUUCUCUUCCGGAUGACAAAAAUGAAGGAUUAACAGUCUUACGAUCAGAUCAAGAAAGUAUUUUGGUGCCAUUUAAAGAAAAUGUUACAAUCGCUUGCAAUACGCCAGGAAGAACUUUAAGAAAUACAGCCUCGUCAUCAUUCAGACAGUGUGUAUAUGAUCCAAAGGCUGGAUUACCUGAUUAUUGGCUUUCUGGUUUACCACCAAAUUGUCCACGUGUUGAUUGUGGUUUACCAAUGAAUACUCCCGGUGCUGAAUAUGGACAAUAUGUUGAUACUAAACAUCAAAGCUCAUUCUUCUUUGGAUGUCAAAAUACAUUCAAGCUUGCUGGUCAGACAUCACGUAAUGAUAAUGUUGUAAGAUGUCAAUCUGAUGGAGUUUGGGACUUUGGUGAUUUAAGAUGUGAAGGUCCAGUUUGUGAAGAUCCAGGCAGACCAAGUGAUGGCUUCCAAUUAGCAAAGAGUUAUGAACAAGGAUCAGAAGUUACAUUCGGAUGUGCACGACCUGGUUAUAUCUUAAUUAAUCCUCGUCCAAUUACAUGUAUUCGUCAACCAGAAUGUAAAGUAAUUCGUCCAUUAGGACUUAGUUCAGGUAAAAUCCCUGACAGUGCAAUCAAUGCAACAUCUGAACGACCAAACUAUGAAGCACGUAAUAUUCGUCUUAAUUCAGUAACCGGAUGGUGUGGAAAACAGGAAGCCUUUACAUACGUGAGCGUUGACAUGGGUAAAACUUAUCGUGUGAAGGCAAUAUUGGUGAAAGGUGUAGUAACAAGUGAUAUUGUUGGACGUCCAACUGAAAUUCGAUUCUUCUACAAGAAAUCUGAAAGUGAUAAUUAUGUCGUCUACUUCCCCAACUUUAAUCUAACCAUGCGUGAUCCUGGAAAUUAUGGUGAAUUGGCAAUGAUAACUUUACCAAAAUAUGUUGAGGCACGAUUUGUUAUUCUCGGAAUUGUAUCAUACAUGGAUAAUGCAUGUUUGAAAUUUGAAUUAAUGGGAUGUGAUGUACCUGAGAAAGAGCCAACAUUAGGUUAUGAUUAUGGAUACUCACCAUGUGUCGAUAAUGAGCCACCAAUUUUCCAAAACUGCCCACAACAACCGAUUGUGGUUAAACGUGAUGAAAAUGGCGCAGUCAUGGCAGUAAAUUUCACAGAACCAACCGCAAUCGAUAAUUCUGGCUCUAUCGCUCGCUUAGAAGUUAAACCGCCAAGUUUCAGAACACCAUCAUACAUCUUCCAAGACACCGUUAUUAAAUACGUUGCCUUCGAUCAUGACGGUAAUGUUGCAAUUUGUGAAAUUAAUAUUACUGUGCCUGAUGUCACUCCUCCACUAUUGAGUUGUCCCCAAAGUUAUGUCAUUGAGUUGGUUGAGAGACAAAACAUAUAUCUUGUGAAUUUUAAUGAGACACGAAAGCAAAUCAAGACAUCUGAUAAUUCAGGAGAAGUUCAUCUAACGUUCAUUCCAGAGAAAGCUAAUAUCGCAAUUGGUAUGUUUGAGAAUGUAACGGUUAUGGCAACAGAUAAAUUUGGCAAUAAGGCAAUGUGCAACUUCCAAGUUUCUGUUCAACCAACGCCUUGUGUCGAUUGGGAAUUACAGCCGCCUGCCAAUGGACAAAUUAAUUGCUUAAAGAAUAAGAAGAAUGGAGUAGAUUGUAUUGCAACAUGUAAGACUGGAUUUAGAUUUACUGAUGGCGAGGCAAUCAAGUCGUUUGGAUGUGAGGCUCAACGUUUAUGGAAACCAACUUCUGUUGUACCGGAUUGUGUUUCUGAAAAUACACAGCAAGCUGAUUAUCAUGUUACUACAUCUAUUAAUUAUCGUGCAAAUGGUGCUGUACCUUCUUCAUGCUUAUCACAAUAUCAGGAUUUAUUAUCACAAUACUAUCCAAACUUGAACCGUUUGUUAUCUGAGAGAUGUUCAGCUGUUAUUCCAAAUACAAAUGUUUCAUUCAUCAAGGCUGUUCCACAACUUGUCGAUGAAAAUGUAGUCAACAUUGACUUUGUACUGGUUAUUAUCCCGGCUGUCAAGCAAUUGCAAUUAUUUGAUUUAUGUGGCUCAUCACUUCAACUUAUCUUUGACUUGAGUGUUCCAUCAGCAAGUGCUGUAAUUGAACCAUUAGUGACUGUAUCAAGUAUUGGAAAUCAAUGUCCACCAUUAAAGGCUUUGAAGAGUAGUACGAUUCGCGGAUUUAAAUGUAGUGUUGGUGAAGUAUUGAAUAUGGAUUCAACUGAUGUUCCACGCUGUCUUCAUUGCCCAGCAGGAACAUAUGCUGGUGAAAAUCAAAAUUCAUGUACAUAUUGUGCUCGAGGCUUCUAUCAAAAUCGUGAUCGUCAAGGACAGUGCAUUAAAUGUCCAGCAGGCACAUAUACUAAAGAGGAAGGAUCUAAAGCAGUUCAAGCUUGUGUCCCAGUUUGCGGUUAUGGAACUUAUUCACCAACUGGUUUAGUUCCUUGCUUAGAAUGUCCAAGAAAUUCAUAUACAGCUGAACCUCCAACGGGAGGUUACAAAGAUUGUCAAGCAUGUCCAUCAAAUACUUAUACAUUCCAACCAUCAGCACCAGGCAAACAUAAGUGUAGAUCAAAAUGCGCUCCAGGAACUUAUUCAUCAACUGGACUAGCUCCAUGCUCACCAUGUCCACAAAACUUCUUCCAAAAUAUGCCAGGAAUGAUGUCAUGUACUGAAUGUCCAACAAAUAUGAAAACUGACAAUGCUGGUGCCACAGGUCGUGAAGAAUGUAAAGCAGUAACAUGCGGAGAGAAUGCAUGUCAAAAUGGUGGUCUUUGCGUUCCAAUGGGACAUAAUAUUCAAUGUUUCUGUCCAGCUGGAUUCUCAGGACGUUAUUGUGAAAUUGAUAUUGACGAAUGUGCUUCUCAGCCUUGUUACAAUGGCGGUGUCUGCAAAGAUUCUCCACAAGGAUAUAAAUGCGAAUGUGCUCCAGGAUAUACUGGAAUCAAUUGUCAAGAAGAAAAGUCAGAAUGUAAGGAAGAUUCAUGUCCAGCUCGUGCAAUGUGUAAGGAUGAACCAGGCUUAAGUAAUAUCACAUGUCUAUGCCGAAGUGGAUAUACUGGCGAAAAUUGUGACGUAACAAUUGAUCCAUGUACAGCAAAUGGAAAUCCAUGUGGAAACGGAGCAUCAUGUACAGCAUUAAAACAAGGAAGAUUCAAGUGUGAUUGUUUGCCUGGAUGGGAAGGUCAAACUUGUGAAAUUAACACGAAUGAUUGUGCUGAAAAUCCAUGUUUAUUGGGUGCUAAUUGUACAGACUUAGUCAAUGACUUUAGAUGCGACUGUCCAGCUGGAUUUACAGGCAAGCGUUGUCAAGAAAAGAUUGAUUUAUGCUUAUCUGAGCCUUGCAAGCAUGGAACUUGUGUCGAUCGUCUGUAUAAUCAUGAAUGUGUUUGCCAUCCAGGAUGGACUGGUUCUUCAUGUGAUAUCAACAUUAACGACUGCUCAAUUGAGCCAUGUGAAAACGAUGGAGUUUGUAUUGAUAUGGUAGAUGGAUAUCAAUGUAAUUGCGAAGCAGGAUAUACAGGCAAGAAUUGUCAACAUUCUAUUGAUGAUUGUGAAAGCAAUCCAUGUCAAAACGGUGCUACAUGUGUUGAUCAACUUGAAGGCUUUACAUGCAAAUGUAGACCUGGAUUUGUUGGACUUCAAUGUGAAGCUGAAAUCGAUGAAUGUUUGAAUGAUCCAUGUAAUCCAACUGGUACCGAAAGAUGUUUAGAUUUAGACAACAAAUAUUCAUGUGUCUGCCGUGAAGGCUAUACUGGUGAAAUUUGUGAUGUCGAUAUUGAUGACUGUGAAUCUUCACCUUGUAUUAACGGUGGUGUGUGCUCAGAUCGUGUUGGAUCAUAUGAAUGUACUUGUCCAAAUGGAUGGGCUGGAAAGAGAUGUGAACAAGAAGUUGCAAUGUGCUCAAUUCAGCAACCAUGUCUAAAUGAUGCUACAUGCAUCGACUUGUUCCAAGAUUACUUCUGUGUAUGUGAGAAAGGCCUUGACGGAAAGAACUGUGAAGUAGCACCUGAACGCUGUAUUGGAAAUCCAUGCAUGCAUAAUGGAAAGUGUCGUGACUUUGGAUCUGGUCUCAAUUGCUCAUGUCCUGAAGAUUUUACUGGUGUUGGAUGUCAAUAUGAAUUUGAUGCUUGUGAGCAUAACAUCUGUCAAAAUGGCGCUACAUGCAUCGAUAAUGGACCAUCUUAUACAUGCCAAUGUCCACCAGGAUAUCAAGGAAAGAACUGCGAAGAAGAUAUUGUUGAUUGUAAGGAUAACUCAUGUCCACCAGGAGCUACAUGCAUUGAUUUGAAUCAAGGUUAUUUCUGUCAAUGCUCAUUCAACUUAACUGGUGAUGACUGCCGAAAAACAAUCCAAGUUGAUUAUGACCUUUACUUUAGUGAUGCAACAAGAUCAACAGCCGCACAGGUUAUUCCAUUCCCAACAAGUGAAAGUGAUAGCCUUACUGUAGCUAUGUGGGUGCAAUUUGCACAGAAAGAUGAUUCAGGAAUUUACUUUACAUUAUAUGAAGUCGCUUCAUCACAUGUUGCUUCUCAACGACGUCUUAUGCUUCAAGCUCAUUCGAGUGGCAUUCAAGUAUCAUUCUUCCCAGACAUCCAAGAUGCCUUCUUAUCAUUCAGAGAAUAUGCAACACUUAAUGACGGACAGUGGCAUCAUGUUGCUGUAGUUUGGAACGGAAAGAAUGGUCAAUUACAAUUAAUUACUGAAGGAUUGAUUGCUAGCAAAGUUGAAUACGGAAUAGGAAGAACUCUACCAAAAUAUGCAUGGGCUGUAUUGGGAGUUCCACAACCAGAGGAUGGAAGUCAAGGACCAUCACUUGCUUAUACGGAAGCUGGAUUCCAAGGUCGUAUUACAAAGGCACAAAUCUGGGGACGAGCUUUAGACACAAUUUCAGAAAUUCAGAAACAAGUACGCGAUUGCAGAAGUGAACCUGUAUUGUACAGAGGAUUAAUAUUGAACUGGGCUGGAUAUGAAGUCACAUCAGGUGGUGUUGAACGAUCAGUUCCAUCAUCAUGUGGAACAAGAAAAUGUGCAGCUGGAUAUUCAGGACAACAAUGUCAGCAAUUAGAUCUUGAUAAGGAACCACCAAGAGUUGAAUAUUGUCCAGGAGAUUUAUGGAUUAUUGCAAGAAAUGGAUCAGCACUUGUCAAUUGGGAUGAGCCACACUUUAGUGAUAAUGUUGGAGUUACAAAGAUUGUUGAAAAGAAUGGACAUCGAUCAGGUCAAACACUUUUGUGGGGAGUAUAUGACAUCACAUAUAUUGCAGCUGAUGGUGCAGGAAAUACAGCUACAUGUAGCUUCAAAGUUUCACUUCUAUCAGAAUUCUGUCCACCAUUAGCAGAUCCAUUAGGAGGUUCUCAAAGCUGUAAAGAUUGGGGCGCAGGUGGACAAUUCAAAGUUUGUGAAAUUACAUGCCAGAGUGGCCUGAGAUUCUCAGAACCAGUUCCAGAAUUCUAUACAUGCGGGGCUGAAGGUUUUUGGAGACCAACAAGUGACCCAACUAAGCCAUUGAUCUAUCCAUCAUGUUCACCAUCCAAGCCAGCACAGCGCGUCUUCAGAAUCCAAAUGCUGUUCCCAUCAGAUGUCUUAUGUAAUGAGGCAGGACAAGGUGUAUUGAGACAAAAAGUAAAGAAUUCAGUAAAUUCAUUGAACAGAGAUUGGAACUUCUGUUCACAUUCAACUGAAGGCUCAAGAGAGUGCAAGGAGAUCCAAAUUAAUGUUAAAUGCGAUCAUUAUCGUGGCACUAACCGCAUUAAACGUCAAUCGAACAAUAAUGAUGGCAUUGGUGUUUACAAUUUAGAGGCAUUAAUUCCAGUCGAACGAACAAGUGAUGCCUCAGACAGUAGAAGUCGUAUUGGACGUCAACAACAGAACGGUGACACCUACUUGCUGGAAAUUACAUUCCCAGCUGUCAAUGAUCCAAUUAUUCAUUCAUCAUCUGGAGAACGUUCAUCGGUGAAGGAAUUACUUCAAAAAUUGAUUCUUGAGGAUGAACAGUUUGCUGUUGAGGAUAUCUUACCAAAUACCGUGCCAGAUCCAGCAUCAUUAGAUUUAACAUCGGAAUAUGCAUGUCCAGCUGGUCAAGUUGUAAUGAUUCCAGAUUGUGUGCCAUGUGCUGUCGGUUCUCACUAUGAAGCUACUAAUAAGACUUGUGUUCAUUGUCCAAGAGGAACUUAUCAAUCAGAAACAGGUCAAACACAGUGCAUUAAAUGUCCAAAUAUUGCUGGACGUCCAGGAGUAACAAUAAGCACGGGAGCACGUUCUGCAAGUGAUUGUAAGGAACGUUGUCCACCAGGAAAAUACUUUGAUGCUGAAACUGGAUUCUGUCGCUCUUGCGGAUAUGGAUUCUUCCAACCAAAUGAAGGUUCAUUCACAUGUGACCUUUGUGGACUUGGACAGACAACGAGAUCAACAGAAGCUAAGUCACGGUCUGAGUGUCGUGAUGAAUGUACAUCGGGAAUGCAAUUAGGAAUUGAUGGAAAAUGUGAGCCAUGUCCACGAGGUACUUAUCGUGCUCAGGGAGUUCAACCAGCAUGUCAAGCAUGUCCAUUAGGACGAACUACACCUAAAGUCGGUUCAUCUGCCAUUGAAGAAUGCUCACUUCCAGUCUGUACGCCUGGAACUUACCUUAAUGCCACUAUAAAUGUCUGUAUUGAAUGCCGUAAAGGCUAUUAUCAACCAGAAUCACAACAAACAUCAUGUAUACCAUGUCCAGUUAAUCACAGCACCAAAAACACUGCCGCCACAUCAAAGGCUGAAUGUACAAAUCCAUGUGAAACUCUUACAGAAGGUCAUCAACAUUGUGAUGCCAAUGCAUAUUGUAUUCUUGUUCCUGAAACAUCUGAUUUCAAGUGCGAAUGCAAGCCAGGUUUUAACGGAACUGGCACUCAGUGUACAGAUAUGUGCGAUGGCUUCUGUGAAAACUCAGGUCAAUGUGUCAAAGAUAUUAAAGGAAGUCCAUCAUGUAGAUGUAAAGGAUCAUUUACAGGUCCAAAAUGCGCAGAGCGAUCAGAAUUCGCAUAUAUUGCAGGUGGAAUUGCCGCCACAGUUAUAUUUGUUAUUUUCAUCGUCCUACUUAUAUGGAUGAUUUGUGCACGUGCCAGUAGACGAAAAGAUCCAAAGAAAAUGCUUUCACCAGCAAUCGAUCAAACAGGAUCGCAAGUGAACUUCUAUUAUGGAGCACAUACGCCAUAUGCUGAGAGUAUAGCACCAUCACAUCACAGCACUUAUGCUCAUUACUAUGAUGAUGAAGAAGAUGGCUGGGAGAUGCCAAAUUUUUAUAAUGAAGGAUACAUGAAGGAGGGUUUACAUAGUAAUGGUAAACUUAACUCACUAGCUAGAUCAAAUGCAUCACUUUAUGGUAACAAAGAUGAUCUCUAUGAUCGAUUGAAACGACAUGCCUAUACUGGAAAGAAAGGUAAAAGCCAAAUGAAGAAGAGCGAUAGUGACAGUGAGGGACAAUAGGAUUAGAUUUGAGAGAAGACUAAAACGGUAUUAAUUUAAUUCAUCAAAAAAACAAAUUCACAUACGCACAAAUUAAGCUCCAAGUAGUAAAUUAAAUUAAUUUAAAUCUGGUCAAUGUGUGCAUAAACUUUAUAUCCUGAAUUUUUCGCAAUUUGAUACUUAAAAUGAUGUGUCUGUGUCAUCUCAUACGAUUUAUAUUUAACGGAUUUUUUGAAAAUUAUGAACCAAUUUCAGGUCAUAUAUAAUAAUUAAUGAAGCCAACUUCAGGUUUGAGAAAAAAAAAUCUUUGUUUAGUUCAGUGUUGCAUUCUGGCGAUUUGUCUGGAUCAGAUAAAUUCUGAGACAGAAAUUUCUUCAUAAAGAUCGAUUCUACAUGAAGAUAGAAAAUCUAAUCUACACAAAGAUUAUUUCUACAUAAAGAU
This is a messenger RNA of Chironomus riparius, 11474 nucleotides long. The record is from the annotation of a GenBank genome assembly. Lineage: Eukaryota; Metazoa; Arthropoda; Insecta; Diptera; Chironomidae.